AUGAAUCAAAUUUCCCAAAACAUCCUGGUUUAAAAACUAAUUGAUUAUAAACUAAGGUAAAGUAGAUUUAAAUAAUUUAUAGAAAGAACAAAAACAAGAGAAAAUCGAGUCCUUAGUUUUCACCCCCGAAGAUGCCAAUUUCUUAGAGAUAGACAUCAUUUUCAAAUGGUCAUGCAUAUUCGAUUCAUUAAAAAUUGAAAUCAAUUCAAAGUGAAGAGAAAGUAUUCAUUCCUCAGGCUAUACCACAGUCCCUGAUUUACUUGAUCUAUUAAGUCAAAUGUUCCAAAUAAUAUAAUCAUAUGAACAAUAGGCAAGCCAUCUCUGGUCCAAAAAUCUUGAGAUGUUGAAGCAAAUCAAGAUUCCUAUCCUGUAAGAAAAUGAAGAUUUGAAAUAAACUCUAGAAACUUUAAAAUAAAAUGAUAUUCAAAAUAGUGUGUAUGGUCAAUUGAAAGAGUACGAUCAAGUUUAAAAGCCAAAGCCUAAACUCAUUGAUUUAAAAUAUAUUAAUAGAGAUUCAAACUUUUAAGAAGAAUUCUUAUCGAAAGUAAACGAAUUUAGUCUAUCCUGGCGACAAGAAGUACAAUAGCUAAAAUAAUUAUGA
This is a messenger RNA of Paramecium sonneborni, 601 nucleotides long. Lineage: Eukaryota; Ciliophora; Oligohymenophorea; Peniculida; Parameciidae. The record is from the annotation of a GenBank genome assembly.